ACUAUAUACACACACACCUUUGUCCUCUUUCUGUCUUUAUACUACUUACUUAUUCUUUCCCUAACACUUGAGAUCUAGCUUCAAAUUCAGUUCAGUAAACAACAACUCUUACAUUGAUCUUAUCACUCAGUUUUUAAUUAUUUCUAGGGUUAACAAGAAUUGAUAUGGAGGGUUCGGAUCAGCCAUGCGUUCCUCCAGGAUUCAGAUUUCAUCCAACGGAUGAGGAAUUGGUGGGAUACUAUCUAAAGAAGAAGAUUGCAUCUCAAAAGAUAGAUCUUGAUGUUAUUCGCGACAUCGAUCUUUAUAGGAUCGAACCUUGGGAUCUUCAAGAGAGGUGUAGAAUUGGGUGCGAGGAGCAAAACGAGUGGUAUUUCUUUAGCCACAAAGAUAAGAAGUAUCCAACGGGAACAAGGACCAAUAGAGCGACAAUUGCAGGGUUUUGGAAGGCUACUGGAAGAGACAAGGCGGUUUACAAUAAAUCGAAGCUUAUUGGAAUGAGAAAAACCCUAGUUUUCUAUAAAGGCCGAGCUCCCAAUGGUCUCAAAUCCGACUGGAUCAUGCACGAGUAUAGACUCGAAUCUGAGGAAAAUGCUCCACCACAGGAAGAAGGAUGGGUAGUAUGUCGAGCAUUCAAAAAACGAACACCAACACUUUCCAAGACGAGUGCAGCAUGUUGGGACUCACCCUACUUUUACGAAGAACCAAGUGGCAUGAGCUCAAUGGUCGACCCAAUCGACUACAUCACAAGGCAACCAUCUUCGAGCACCUUAUCCCGGAACAAUCUCUUUUGCAAGCAAGAGUUAGAGGGAGAUAACUUGAAUUUCAUCCAAUCAGACAAUCAUUUUGUGCAACUACCUCAGCUAGAGAGUCAUGCUCUUCCAUCUUCAAAGAGACCUAUAAGCUCAUCAAUAAACCAUAUCAAAGAACACAAUCAAGUUAGAGGAUUCGUGGGUGACAACCAUGGAAAUGAGAUUAAUAAAGUAACAGACUGGAGGGCACUCGAUAAAUUUGUUGCUUCCCAAUUGAGUCAAGAGGAAAAAUAUGAUAAUAACGACGAUAGUAAUAAUGCGGGUGAUGAUUCAAAUAUUGCGGCGUUACUUUUGUUGCAGAAUGGGAGCAGGGAAGAAGUCAAGAGAUUGAGUGGAUUCUUGAACUCAAGUGGUGAAGGUGAGAUUGGAAUUUGCAUUUUUGAUCAUACACAAUGAUGAAAAUUAUAGUUGGUGUCAAGAGCAAUGUGUCCCCCAUUAUUAUGUACUCUAAGAUUGCAUAUAUCUUGGAGACUAUUAUAUAUGUUGUGUAAAAUUAUGUUCUAUGUGUGAGUUUUGAGUGAAAAGACUCUCUUAGGUCUCUCCAUUGGCAGAGCAUCAAUUAAGAGAAUUGUCAAUAUGAUUAUAUUUUUAUUUUAUAGGUAA
This is a messenger RNA of Impatiens glandulifera, 1412 nucleotides long. RefSeq names its product NAC domain-containing protein 37-like. The transcript has 4 exons. Gene Ontology annotation, biological process: regulation of DNA-templated transcription. Bases 165 to 1205 code for a protein of 346 amino acids. Gene Ontology annotation, molecular function: DNA binding. Lineage: Eukaryota; Viridiplantae; Streptophyta; Magnoliopsida; Ericales; Balsaminaceae. The record is from RefSeq and is a predicted model, not a curated record.